Molecule: messenger RNA, 3857 nt
Organism: Manihot esculenta (cassava)
Lineage: Eukaryota; Viridiplantae; Streptophyta; Magnoliopsida; Malpighiales; Euphorbiaceae
Product: U-box domain-containing protein 44
Exons: 5
Coding region: 356-3379 (1007 amino acids)
Biological process (GO): protein ubiquitination; cell surface receptor signaling pathway
Molecular function (GO): protein binding; ubiquitin-protein transferase activity
Source: RefSeq, a predicted model, not a curated record
AAACAAAUAUUGGAGUGGUGCUCACUGCAAACUGUUUUUUAUAUUCGCAUUGUUUUUUUUAUUAUUAUUAUUUUUUAAAAUUUAUAUCAUUCCCUUUUUUAUAAUUUGCAUUUGUAUUUUGGUCUUUUUGAUCCGGCGGCUCCAUCGGAUACUUCCCGCAAAAUAUUCGCUCAUUUUCCCGGAGAGCUUCUAUGUUUUUUUCUCGGUCAUUCACUUUCUUUGCAGUGAAACUGGAGAAUCGAUGUGGCUAUGAAAUCUGACUAGAUCAAAGGUUGCAAACUGUUGUCUUGCAACUACAUUUUCAUCACAUGGACAUAGAGGGUUUUACUUUCUAGCUUUUGUUGGGUUUUACAAGAUGGCAUUAGAUGUCAUUACCAGUGCCUCAUCUGUUCCAGCAUCAGAAUUCCUUACCGAUGUCGUAGAGGGCAUGAUUGAGAUCGCAUAUGCUGCCAACAAUGUACUAAUUAAGAAGGAGAGUUUUAAGGAACUUGCCAUCUACAUGGAUAGGAUUGUACCUAUCUUAAAAGAGUUUAACAAGAAAGACAUAGGUCAUUCAGAGAGCUUAAACAAUGCAAUUGAGAUUCUCAAUCGAGAAAUUACAACUGCAAAGCAAUUAACUAUGGAGUGUACUAAAAGAAAUAAAGUAUAUCUACUGAUGAAUUGCCGUGCUAUAGUUAAGCGUUUAGAAAACACCACCAGGGAAAUUAGCCGGGCUCUGGAUCUUCUACCUUUGGCUUCUUUGGAUCUUUCAUCUGGUAUAAUUGAUGAGAUUGUAAAACUCCGAGAUAGUAUGCAAAGCGCUGAGUUCAAGGCAGCCAUAGCAGAAGAAGAGAUAUUGGAGAAAAUUGAGUCAGGAAUACAGGAGAGAAAUGUUGAUCGUUCUUAUGCCAAUAAUUUACUGGUUCACAUAGCUGAGGCAGUUGGUAUCUCAACUGAGAGGGCUGCAUUAAAGAAAGAAUUCGAAGACUUCAAGCAGGAGAUUGAAAGUGUCCAGCUGAGGAAGGACCAAGCUGAAGCUAUUCAGAUGGCUCAGAUAAUUGCUUUACUAGAAAGGGCAGAUGCAGCUUCUUCUCCCAAGGAAAAGGAGAUGAAGUAUUUCACAAAGCGGAAGUCAUUGGGUAAUCAACCAUUGGAGCCUCUCCUGUCAUUUUACUGUCCGAUCACUCAGGAAGUUAUGGUUGAUCCUGUGGAGACAUCUUCAGGACAAACAUUUGAACGAAGUGCAAUAGAAAAAUGGCUUGUAGAUGGAAACAAAUUGUGUCCCCUGACCAUGACGCCUCUGAACUCAUCAAUUCUAAGGCCUAAUAAAACUUUGAGACAAUCAAUAGAAGAAUGGAAGGAUAGGAACACAAUGAUUACAAUUGCUUCCAUGAAAUCAAAACUCAUGUCUGAAGAAGAGGGGGAAGUACUUCAUUGUCUGGAACAGUUAGAGGAUCUCUGUGCACAAAGAGACCAGCAUCGGGAAUGGGUAAUAUUGGAGAAUUAUAUACCAGUUCUAAUUAAACUUCUUGGUGAAAAAAAUCGUGAUAUAAGGCAUCAUGCUUUGGUCAUCCUCAAUAUUCUGGCAAAAGAUAGUGAUGAUGCCAAGGAAAGAAUUGCAAAUGUUGACAAUGCAAUUGAAUUUAUAGUUCGAUCUCUUGGGCGUCGAAUUGGGGAAAGGAAGUUAGCUGUGGCAUUAUUGUUAGAAUUAUCUAAAUUUACUCUGGUGAGGGACUGUAUUGGAAAGGUCCAAGGGUGCAUUCUCCUCUUGGUGACUAUGUCUAGCAGUGAUGACAACCAAGCUGCCGCAGAUGCCCAAGAGCUGUUGGAAAAUCUUGCUUUCUCUGAACAGAACAUCAUACAAAUGGCAAAGGCAAAUUAUUUCAAACAUUUGCUGCAGCAUCUAUCUACAGGACCAGAAGAUGUUAAAAUGAUCAUGGUGUCAACUUUGGCAGAGAUGGAGUUAACUGACCACAAUAAAGCAUCUUUAUUUGAAGGAGGCGUGUUGAGUCCACUCCUUCACUUAGUCUCAGGUGGUGACAUGGAGAUGAGAAAGUUGGCCAUAAAGGCUCUUCGGAACUUCUCAAGUUUACCAGCAAAUGGCCUGCAGAUGAUUAGAGAAGGUGCAGUGCGCCCAUUACUUGACCUUCUUUUCCGGCAUAUCUCCUCUUCUUCAGGUUUGCGUGAACAGCUGGCAGCCACAAUUAUGCAUCUGGCUGAAUCAACAGUGUCCCAAGUUUCCAGCCCAACACCAAUUUCAUUGUUGGAAUCUGAUGAAGAUGCUUUGAUGCUUUUCUCUUUGAUUAACUUGACAGGACCUGAUGUGAAACAAAAUAUUCUCCGAAUCUUCUAUGCGUUGUGUCAGUCCCCAUCAGCGCCAAAAAUCAAGUCCAAAUUGACAGAGUGCUCAGCUGUGCAAGUGUUGGUUCAGUUAUGUGAGCAGGAGAAUCAAAAUGUACGGGCAAAUGCUGUAAAGCUGUUCUGUUGCUUGGUAGAAGGUGGUGAUGAGGCCACCAUCCUAGAGCAUGUCGGACAGAAUUGCCUUGAAACCUUGCUCAGAAUCAUCCAGUCUCCAACUGACCUGGAAGAGAUUGUUUCUGCGAUGGGCAUCAUCUCUAAACUUCCUGAAAAUAGCCAGAUUACUCACUGGCUUCUGAAUGCGGGGGCACUACCAGUAAUUAUCAGAAUUCUCCCAAAUAGCAUUCAGAAUGAUCCUCAUCAAAAUCGGUUAGUUGAAAAUGCUGUUGAAGCUAUAUGUCGUUUUACUGUUCCAACUAACUUGGAAUGGCAAAAGAAAGCAGCAGAAGCCGGCAUUAUUCCUAUGUUAGUGCAGCUACUAGACUUUGGAACUACCUUGACAAAGAAAUAUUGUGCUAUUUCUCUUGCUCAUUUUUCAGAGAGUUCAUUGAGUUUGAGUCGGCCAAUACCAAAACAUAAGGGGUUUUGGUGCUUCUCCGUUCCCCCAGAAAUUGGCUGCCGGAUUCAUGGGGGAGUUUGUGCUGUUGAGUCAUCAUUUUGCCUUGUGGAAGCUGAUGCAAUAAGACCCCUUGUGAGGGUACUUGAAGAUCCAGAUCCUGGAGCCUGUGAGGCUUCUUUAGAUGCACUUUUGACCCUAAUCGAAGCUGAAAGACUUCAAAGUGGUAGCAAGGUGCUUGCAGAAGCAAAUGCUAUUCCAUCAAUUGUAAAAUUUCUUAGUUCUUCAACUCCCACAUUGCAGGAGAAGGCUCUAAAAGCUUUAGAAAGGAUAUUCAGACUGCCAGAGUACAAACAAAAGUAUGGACCCUCUGCUCAGUUUCCCUUAGUUGAUUUAACGCAGAGGGGGAACAGCAGCAUGAAGUCUCUCGCGGCCAGAAUACUGGCUCACUUGAAUGUCCUUCAUGAUCAGUCUUCUUACUUCUAAAGAAAUGUAAUUGCUUUGGUGCAUUUAAUUGGUCACAGGGGACAGAAGAUGAUUGGUUAGCUGAAAGAUGGUUAUCCAUUUAAGAACACCCCUAAAUGGUUUUAAUCUUGUGCUGAGGACUUGAUGACAAGGCUCAAAAUCAGUCCUUGAUGGUUUAGCUGUGAGAUAAUGGUGAAACAGGUGCAAUGUGACUCAAUGACCUGACAUGACAGUUAACAUUUGCAACACAGGAUAGAACUGCAAUAGAAAGCACGCUGCCCAUUCUGCUGGAAAAGCUAAAGUGAUGAGUUACUGGAGUGAAAACAUUUUCUAUUCUUCUGUUGUUGUAAAGAGAUUGUUGCCAGAGAGGUGUCAUUGUAGAGUGGCUCAUUGCCGCAGAAAUUUUUCUGUACAGUUGAAUUCAAAUCAGCUAUUCGUUUGUCAUUAGGAGAACGGGACAAAAAUCAGCCCAACUCACCAAUAUUAUACUAGUUGGUCA